AUGCCAGUCGCCUGUCGAGCAGCCUUGGCGGCGCGCAUGCGCCGCAGGGAGUAUUGCGACAUGCUGCACAACGCCAGGGACAGCACUGAGAAGCUGGCGCCAGUCGCCCACCAGCAUGUCUCAGCACCGGCCGCCCUCGAGCACCAGCAGCCGCGCUGCGCCAUGCUCAAGCUCAGGAGGCCACCCUGCUUCUCGCAGCUUUGUGCAGCGCAGCGAGCGAGCAGCGCCGCACCAGGCGGACCCAUGGCGUGCUCAGCCAGCCGUGAGGCGGAGGCAGGCCGAGUGAGCGCGAGCCGCGCGGGAGGCCAUGCCCCGCGCACCGGCGAGCGAGUGGCACGAAAGAGUGCAAACCGGCGCCGCCUCCACACCGAGAUCUUCUUCGCGUACCUCGGGCGGUACAUCACCAAGUACGAAGGGCGCGGGCUGCCGACGCCGUUGGACGAGAGCCUUUUGGCGCAGGUCCACCGCACCGUGACGAAGCCGUCUGCGACGAUCGCCAAGGAGCUAGCGGCGGCCAACGCGCGCUCGUUGAAGCUCGAGUCCGAGGUCUCGGACCUCAAGGUGCAGCUACAGCAGGUCCUCCUCGCCAGCGGUGGGCACUUUGCCAACGAGCGCUUUUAUGGCAAGUGCCAUUGGUGUGGCCAGAAGGGCCAUCGCGAGAGCGAUUGCCCGGCCAAAGCCCGCGGCGACGCGCGUAUCUGA
Molecule: messenger RNA, 702 nt
Organism: Emiliania huxleyi CCMP1516
Lineage: Eukaryota; Haptophyta; Isochrysidales; Noelaerhabdaceae
Exons: 4
Coding region: 1-702 (233 amino acids)
Molecular function (GO): zinc ion binding; nucleic acid binding
Source: RefSeq, a predicted model, not a curated record